This is a messenger RNA of Brachypodium distachyon (stiff brome), 1567 nucleotides long. RefSeq lists its product as uncharacterized. The coding region runs from base 622 to 1329 and encodes 235 amino acids. The transcript has a single exon. The record is from RefSeq and is a predicted model, not a curated record. NCBI's taxonomy places the organism in Eukaryota, Viridiplantae, Streptophyta, Magnoliopsida, Poales, Poaceae.
UGGCUGGAAUUUUGGAAAGGAUUGGUGCCGCUUUUGCUUCACACAAUCCGGGCCGGAGAAGCUCGCGUAGGGGUGGGCUAGCUCCACUGUCACUUUGAUCGGUGUCUGUUUUUUUUUUUUUUGAAAGGAUGAUCGGUGUCUGUUAGUAGGACUGCCGUGGUUUGGGACUUUAUUGAGAAUGUAUUUUGGUUUUGUGACACUUCGAUGGUGGUAUUUUGCUUGUAAACGGUGGCAUCCCCAGCCGAACCACGGCCUUUCUAAUAAAGUCAGGCUGAAAAAGCAUUUUCUCCAAAAAUCUUGCUCGUCUGCCUCGUCCUCAGAAGGAACCUGAAAUUGCUUUUUAAAAAAAGGAACCCUGAAAAUCGAUGGACCAUUUGAGAUGAGGAAAUCGAUUGAUUUUUUUUUUGAGCGAACAGGAAAUUGAUCGAUGGACUGAAGGAAGGAAGGAAGAUGCUGGACCGUGGAAGGCCCGUGGAAGAUGCUGGACCAGCCGUCCGCAGGCCCAAUAAGCAUUUUAUUUUAGAUAGAACCGUAAAAUUAAACCUAAACAUUCCCUGCCGCUGGCCCUAGGUCAUAUUUUAACGCGGCGAGAACGGCGGCGGCUGCUGCGGCGGCGGCGGGAUGUGUUUCCUCUAUCCUCCCGAGGAAGAAGCGCGGCACCGGGAGGUGAUAGCGGUGCUGGGCCUGUACGAUGCGGGCUGGGCGGUUGGGAAGCUGAUGGAGCGGUCGGACGUGGCGCCGGGGCAGAACCGGCUGCUGCUGCCGAGUUGGGCGGUGCGGCGAGGCCCCAUCCCCAAGAUCUUCCCGGAGCUUGGUGAGCUCCUGGAGGACGGGAAGAACGCCGAGAAGACGGUCAGCGCCACGAUGCUCAGCGCGGAGCCGCUGGUCGAGAAGGAGAUCGGCCUCGUCUUCCUCAACUGCAACGGCGCCUACCGGAUCAAGGGCGCCGGCUGGAAGCAGUUCGUGGCGGAGAGCGGCGUCGCGGCGGGGGAUCGCCUCGAUCUCUACACGUGCCGGCGUCCCCGCGACGGCCGCCGCUGCCUCUUCGUGUUCCGGAGCAAUGGCGGCGGCGGCGGGCUCCGCCUCCGGGGGGGUGCACGUGGCAGCAAGCGGAUGAGGUUGCUGAUGAGUAUGCCGGCACCGCCGCCCGUGGCCGCAAAGCACUGUGCAGCAGCGCAAGAUCGUAUCCAAGAGAUUGCAGCGGUGGGAGAGAACACAAACGUGCAAAAGGAAAAGAAAGCAGCACCACGGCAUUUGCUUUGGGAUGCGGCUACUGAGUUAGAAAAAAAUGCGGCUAUUGGACUCUUAAUGUUAGCGUGGGGCUACUGAGGAUCCAUGAUUAUGGGUAGGACACUCAUCAACCGUUUUUUUUUUAUCAACAACUUCGUAUAGUUGGUCACGAUUUUCGUAUAGGCGGAUUGCUUCAUACAUGAAUAGAUAGUUUAUAGCGCUAGUUUUUUUUGUGUAAAAGAUGACGAGGGAAUAGCAAUGGGACCGGGACAUGCACAUCAGUAUGGUUAAUGUAUAAAUCCCAUCGAUAUAGCGAAUAUAUUACUUCUUGGAAAAG